Molecule: messenger RNA, 3223 nt
Organism: Neodiprion virginianus
Lineage: Eukaryota; Metazoa; Arthropoda; Insecta; Hymenoptera; Diprionidae
Gene: bnb
Product: neurofilament heavy polypeptide-like
Exons: 3
Coding region: 226-1590 (454 amino acids)
Source: RefSeq, a predicted model, not a curated record
CACGUGCAGGUGGUAGGUAGCCACUAUUCGCUGCCUAACGAAAAAUCGCGCAUCUGUAUUUAAAAAUAAUCGGGGACUUUUCCUUUUAUUCCUUAAGGAAGGAAACGAGAAGAAGAACGAAGAACGAAGAAAAUAACGCGAAAGGAACUCUAACGUGACGAGACAAUUGAAGACCAGUGGCAGAAAUAAAGAGCACGUUAUAUAUAACCGAGUAAAUACGCCAGGAUGAUGAAGGCGGCACAGAUUCUACUGCUCGCCGUGGCUAUGGUCGCGGUUACCGACUCCUUGCCUCUGGCCGCACCCUCGCCUGAGGAUGUUCACCCGGUUAUACCGCUUGAGAGCGUCAAGGAGUCGUUGCGGUCGGGUCAAGUAGAGACGAAGAGUCCAAUUACGGAGGUAAAAUCGGAGGAUGCUUCCUCGGUUGCGGUCGUCGAUAUUGUGGAGCAGAAACUGAAGGAGGCCAAGUCCGCUGAACCCGAAGCUGCCAAGCCGAUCGAGGAAACCCCGAGCAUUGUUCUUCCCACGGAAGGAGAGGCGGCGACCAAACCGGUAGAGACGAAGGAAACGAUCGUCGAGACGCCAAAGGAGGAGGUGAAGAAAAUCGACACUCCCGAAGUUGAGUCGGAAGAGUCGAAGCCGGUAGUAGCCCGAUCGGAGGAGUCGUCGCCGAAAACCGAGGAGAUUAAUACGGCGGAAGUUCCGAUUCCAAUCUCAGCCGAGAAGAGCCUUGUAACGGAGACAAAGGAAGCUGAAGCUGCGGUUUUAUCGACGGAGGAAAAAAUCGCGUCUGCAUUACCGGCGGCUAAGGAACUGCCCCACGAAGCUUCAUUGAUCGUCGACUCGAUCGUCAAGGAUCAGAGCGAGAACCUGCAGAAACAGGAAGAAAAGAUCGUAGACAUCGCCGAGCGUGUAACUCGCGGAGGAAAAAUUACCCCGGAUAGCGAAAGCCCGGAGAAAAGUGAAGUAGGACAGGAACAAGCUGCGAUCGUGACGCCGGUUGAGAAAACUUCGAUACCGAAACUCGUGAGCGAAGCCGUUGACAGCGUUUCCAGGUCAGUGGAGGAAUCCAAGAAGGAACUGUCUGCCUCGAUCGAUAACGCGCAAUCAGCGGCGGCAAGUGAGAAGAUAGUAGAAGCAACAAAGGUAGCCGAACAAGAAUCCAGGAAGGUGGAAGACGCGGUGUCUGAAAUCAAAGAGGAGCCAGCAGUGAAGGAGGAGAUUAAGGGUGAGAAGGAGGGCAGUUUGAUUCUUGAAGAAGGAUCAGCAGCUACUGAGAAUGAGGAAAAGAAAGAAGAGACGGAAUUGAAGGAGGAAAAACCGGCUGCGGCGGAAGAGAAGCCAAAAGAGCUUCAAACCCCGGCUGCUGAAGAUCUCCCAAACGCUGAACAACUGACCGACAAUAAUCAGCCGAAAAAACCUGAACCGGAAGCGGAAAAAUCUGCUGAAACAUCGCAAGAAUCGAGCGAGGAAUCUUCUUCAAGCGAGGAAAGCGGAGAGGAGAAAAAAGGAAGCAAGCAUGACGAGGAUUCAAGUCAAGAGGAAAGUAUUGAGAAAAGCGAGACCGGAAAAAUAUCUACUUCAGAAAAAUAAUUUUUAGAAGAUUGAAUAAAACGAACCCGCAUACGCAUACACAACAAACCGACAAUCAUAUUAUACGGGAAGAAAAAAAACAAUCGAUCAUUCGCGAGUGAUAUAUAUAUAUAUAUAUAUAUAUAUACUUAUAUACUACACACACACACAUAUAUAUAUAUAUGGUUACAUAUUCCAUCGGAGAACAAACGACAUAAUAAAUGCGAGUAAAAAUUUUUUUUAAUAAAAAUAAAUUUAAAAAAACAAAAAAAAAAAAAAAACAACACAAGAGUAGGGCGAGAGAGAGAGGAAAAAGGUGAGAAAGUGUGCGUGUGUGAGAUAGAAGAACGCGAGAGGUAGAAAGAGUGAAUAGAUUAGAAUAUGGCGGAUUUAUACGAUCAUCUUUUGUAACCCAGUGAGGGAAAGAUACAGAGUGAAAGGGAGAAAGGGCAAACAAAAAAAAGAAAAUAAAGAUUGAGAGGGUGAGGAACGCCACGCUCCGAAAUGUAAAAAAUCGUGUCCUUUGAUAUCGCUACCACUUCGCUUUUUAAUCCAAAAAUGAAAUCAGAUCGAUAUUUCAAUGUAUGUAAAACUAUUUCACUGGAUCAAUAACAAUAUUAUAUGCACGAUGGAACCGCAUACCCUUCAGCAGCAUCCUCAAUAUACAAUACAGUUACGUGUUAUGGGUGUAGAUCAAUGUCGGAACAGAAAAAAGUAAAAAAAAAAAUAAGAAGAAAGAAGAAAAGACGAAUAAAAAAAAAAAAAGAGACCUGCCCUGGUUGUCCGUUACUUACAACUUCGGCGUCUACGCAUCCCCGUUAAAACAAUAAGCCCCACGUAUAAAACGGAAGCGUAGUUCGUCAUUAUAUAACAUCAUCUAAACUCUACUAUUAUACUAUCAUUGUUACUACGCAUAUAACGCACAUCAUCAUUUCAGUCCAUAUCGUUUUAUAUUAUACGUAUUACAAUAUAGAUAGAUAUUUUAGGUGUCUCGGUGAUGCGUGCAGGGCUCGAAUUGAAACGUAGUAGACCCUCUUGAUUAUCAUAAACCGCCUUUCUCUAUUAUUAAAAUUAUUAUCAUUAUUAUUAUUAUUAUUAUUAUUAUUAUUAUUAUUAUUUUUAUUAUAAACAUUUGUAUUAUGUCGUUAUGUUUAUUAAUCGUCGUUGUGGUAAAUGCGUUUAGCGCCUAUUAUUAUUAUUAUUAUUAUGAUUAUAUUAUUAUUAAUGUUAUUAUUAUUAUUAUUAUAAUAAAUAAAAGCGUUGAACUAUCUUCGACUCUACAUAUAUAUAAUGUGUGUGUGUGCAUUUAUAUAUAUAUAUAGAUAUACAUGUAUGGAUAUAACACAUAUAUUACACACCACGCACAGGAUAUAUAUAUAUAUAUAUAUAUAUACACACACACUUAUAAUAAUAAUAAUAGGGUGUGAACGCACGCACAUUUCCGUCUGUGUGUAUGUCUUUUUGUCUGUUUGCUGCAUGGUUCGAUUUACUAACCUUAGCUAUGAUUUAUGUCAGCUAAAAACCAGCAGCAAUUCUCUCAUGGAAGACUUGGCUGAGGGCCGUUAUUGGCGACCCCCAGCCAUACUCUAUCCCAACCCCUGAACCUCAUCCCCUAUAUACUCGCUUAAAAUAAACUCGAAUUUAAAAAGCGCAA